GCAGUCGUUUACAUACCUUCCCACGCGGCGCCGGCGCUGCCAGCUGAAGGCGGUUGGGGCAGCGCGCGAUUAGGCUUCCCGCGCCAUGAAGGUGAAGAUCAAGUGCUGGAACGGCGUGGCCACUUGGCUCUGGGUGGCCAACGACGAGAACUGCGGCAUCUGCCGGAUGGCCUUCAAUGGCUGUUGCCCGGACUGCAAGGUGCCAGGUGACGACUGCCCGCUGGUGUGGGGCCAGUGCUCACACUGCUUCCACAUGCACUGCAUCCUCAAGUGGCUCAACGCACAGCAGGUGCAGCAGCACUGCCCCAUGUGCCGCCAGGAGUGGAAGUUCAAGGAGUGAGGCUGCACUGCCCUACUCCCCCCUUGCCCUGAGGCGGCCCCACCCCCACAUUGGCUCUGGUUGGCCAUGGUCUCCACUGGGACAGUCCCCUUUGGGCUGUGACAGGGUUGAAACGAGGACUGGAGCU
Molecule: messenger RNA, 467 nt
Organism: Lipotes vexillifer (Yangtze River dolphin)
Lineage: Eukaryota; Metazoa; Chordata; Mammalia; Artiodactyla; Lipotidae
Product: anaphase-promoting complex subunit 11
Exons: 1
Coding region: 86-340 (84 amino acids)
Biological process (GO): anaphase-promoting complex-dependent catabolic process
Cellular component (GO): anaphase-promoting complex
Molecular function (GO): ubiquitin protein ligase activity; zinc ion binding; cullin family protein binding
Source: RefSeq, a predicted model, not a curated record